GGCAGGUCCAGGAAAAGUAUUUAAGCACCGAGGAACUGGGAGACAGAACACAUCCUCCAAAGACAGUCAGGUUAACACAAUGACGUUGCAAGUUUCCGCUCUCUGCAUUCUGCUUGGGAUUGCUCUGGCGGUCUGUCAUGCUGGUGCGUUCCAUGGAUGUUCACAUAACAAACACCAAACCCGUAAUGGGCUCAAGGGUUCUGAGAAAAAGCAGCUAGUGUGCUAUUACACUAACUGGGCCCAGUACCGGCCGGACCAAGGCGCGUUCUUCCCCGAGGACAUAGACGCGGACUUGUGCACUCACAUUCACUACGCCUUUGCCAUUAUUGUGGACGGUCUUCUGGCUCCCUUCGAGUGGAACGAUGACGACACGCCUUGGUCAGAUGGAAUGUACACUAGAGUCAACAAUCUUAAGCAGAAAAACCCAGCACUGAAGACUAUGCUGUCUGUGGGAGGCUGGAACAUGGGAACCCGAAACUGGACUCUGAUGGUACAAGAUGAGUCGUCGAGACAGAAAUUCAUUCAGAACGCCAUCCCCUUUCUGCGACAAAGAAACUUUGAUGGUCUGGAUCUGGACUGGGAGUACCCAGGCUCAAGAGGCAGCCCUCCUGAAGAUAAGGAAAGGUUCACCUCGCUGGUUAAGGAACUGAAGGUGGCCUUCGAAGCUGAGCCUAGGCCAUCGGGUACACCACAACUUCUCCUGUCUGCCGCUGUGAGUGCUGGCAAGGACACAAUUGACGCCGGAUACCAAGUGAACCUCAUUUCAGAAAAACUGGACUACCUCGUCCUAAUGACCUACGACUUCUACGGUGCUUGGGACCCCGUGACAGGACACAAUAGUCCUCUCUACAAGUCGAAUGAUUCAACCUUGGCAAAUAACGAAAUCUUUAACGUGGAUUUUGCAUCCAACUACUGGCUGAAGGGGGGCUGCCCCAGAGACAAACUGUACAUUGGACUGGCCACGUACGGACGGUCUUUCACUCUGAGAGACGAGAGCGACUCUGGACGUGGCGCUCCGGCCGCCGGUGCUGGAGUGGCUGGCACGUACACUCGGGAGGCUGGCUUCUUGUCUUACUACGAGGUGUGCGAAAUGAUCGCAGCCGACGCUAGGGUAGUGACUCUGGAGGACCAGAAAGUUCCUUACCUGGUGCUGGGGAACCAGUGGGUGGGCUUCGAUAACAAGGAGAGUAUUGAAGAAAAGAUUAAGUACAUUCAGGACAAUGCAUUUGCUGGUGGCAUGGUAUGGGAUUACGACUUGGAUGAUUUCGAUGGAGAAUUUUGCAGCCAAGAACGAUACCCGCUCAUCAGUUUGAUUAGCCAGUCUUUGUUGUGAUCGUAACGUGUUGCUGUUGCCGUGUGCUAUCAUUUUUUCUUUCCCAGCAAAUAAAACUAUAAGCACAAGU
Molecule: messenger RNA, 1403 nt
Organism: Aplysia californica (California sea hare)
Lineage: Eukaryota; Metazoa; Mollusca; Gastropoda; Aplysiida; Aplysiidae
Product: chitotriosidase-1
Exons: 10
Coding region: 80-1333 (417 amino acids)
Biological process (GO): carbohydrate metabolic process; chitin catabolic process
Cellular component (GO): extracellular region
Molecular function (GO): chitinase activity; chitin binding
Source: RefSeq, a predicted model, not a curated record